CCCCUACUUUAUUGACAGAGCUCAAAUCUGAUGGGAAAAUCUGCAACACAUUUCCAUGCUGAAAAGGGCCACAGAAUUUGACUGACUCAUCCUGUAUUGUAAUAUUUAUUAUCUUGCUCUGUAUUUUUAUAUAAAACCAUGAAUGGGUUCAAAACACUGAUAAAGAUGCAAAUCUUCCCAUUAUAGUUUUUUUCUUGGUCAGUUUUACAAUACUGAUCAAAAUGUGUGAACCCAGUCUAACAGGCAGAAGUUCCGAUCAGGCACAUUCACAUGUGGUGUAUUUGUUUCUGCAAUUUUCUCUUCCAUCUGGAAGAGAACCGCAAUGAGAACUGAAUCAGGACAUGUGUAAACAGGCUCGGGAGCACGUACAAUGAUGUCACUCACCAUGUGUGCACCUGAGUACAGCAGAGGAACAGAUCCUACUGGUGGGGGAACAUACAGGAGACGACUAACUGGAUGCUCAGCCUCCGCCGGACCAUAUGCUGCAGGGAUAGACUGGAGAUUCACUAUGACAUGCUGCACCUUUAAAGACAACAGACUACCCUCCAUAGCCCAUGGAUGUUUUCAUCUUCGGCCUUGCACAGUGUGGCAUCGGGAUAUGUGCAUGGACACAUUAUGUCAUUCCAAAGAAAAACUGACCCUUGUGCAGGAUUUGGGCAUCUGUCUCUGCUGGGGGCAACGGCCCCUCUUGGAACAUUUUCUGAAAAGAAGAAUGAUUGUGCGCCUCCAGUCUCUGCCAGGCUCUUCGUUGGCUGCUGUCCUGUUUCUCUUGAUGGUGCUGUCCUGGAGGACCUGCGAAGCAGGAGACCUAAACUCAAUGCCAAACAGCACUCUUGAUGACAUCAUCACACUGAAACAUCUGGAUUUUAGCGCCAUGAAGCGGUCGACACGUGAGAUUGCAGGUGCCCCCCAAGUAGUGAGAGACAAUGGUCUGACAAAUGGCAGCCACCACUUGAACAUGCAAUGGAAAGGGAAGAUCUGGCCUUGUGAUGUACUACUCAAGCUGUCCCGACAUGUUUUAGUAUCUGCUUUAGGACCCAACAUAGCUUGGAGUAUUUUUCCUUAUGACAACUGUGACCAGGAUCUGAAGCCCACGGACACUCUUAUUAGCCCUUUGAAGCUCUUGCAAGUCAACGUAAAACCAAUGGUGCUCCACAGAGUGCUGAGAUUCUUAGGGGAUUUGGGAUUUCUAGUUGAGAUACAACAAAGUAAAGCAUUAUCUUUGCUGAAGAAGAGAAUGUACAAAUCAGGAAAACCAUUGAAGGAUCCCAGCAUGCAGUCCAUCGACAGGUGUCCUGAUAAGAAACCUUAUCUCAUCCCUUGGCACCCUGGCCACGAUGGACGAAGGUCAGCUGUUAUAGGACGUGGUGUUGCCCUAAGGCUUGAAUCCUCAGCCACCUUUCACUCAUUGUUAAUUCAGGAUGGAGGGUCUUUAGUAUUUGCAGACGACCAGAUACCAAUAACUAUAAGAACUCAGUAUAUCUUAAUUAGAAAUGGGGGGUCUCUACACAUUGGAUCAGCCCAAUGUCCCUAUACCUCUGAUGCAACCAUAUCUCUCUAUGGAAAGUCCACCGAGGGGGAUGACAUAGAUGACUUUGGAAAGAAAUUUAUUGGUGUAGAUAAAGGAGGAAUCUUGGAACUGCAUGGAAGAAGACCUUUAUCAUGGACACAGCUAGAUGCAACUCUGCAUUCUGGUGGCCUCCCUUAUGGAUCAUACAAAUGGGAGAAACACUGGGGAAGCCGAGGUAUCAAUAUAAGGAUUAUUGAUCCAGAAACUGGUCAGGUUGAAGCUGCUGACAGAUUUGAUACCCACAUGUUUCUGGAAGAAGGAAAGAGACUGGAAGAAUUUUUGUCCAAACAGAGUCCUGGUAAGGUGGUGGCUGCAGCAGUGGGAGACUCGGCUGCAAAGAGUUUAAGUCCAGAUGUGAGAAGAUACUUGAGAGAAUUUCUGAGCAGCAGAUACAUCUAUCAUCUAGGCUACAGACAGCCAUGGGCAUUGGUUGGUAUCCUGGGAGAAGGACCAUUAAAAGUAAAUGAGGACAGAAAACACUAUGAGAGCAAUGGGACAACUGGACUAGCAGUGGCAACAAGAGAAUUCCAGACUUACAGAGGAGUGCACUUUACAGUUACUGCCUACAGCGGGUGGAUUAAAGGAGUUCCGCGGAAUGGGUUCCGAGUGGCAGUGUCCAGGGGCAUCAUCCUGACGUUAGCGGAUGAUGUUACAAGUUGGUUGCCUGGUAACAGGAUAGUCAUUGCCAGCACUGAUUACUCAAUGCAUCAAGCCGAAGAAUUCAAUCUUCUUCACUGCCCCGAAUGUAGAAGCAAUCAGGUCAAAAUUGAUGGCUACCCACUGUAUCUGCAUGUUGGAGAAAUACUUGAUGGAAUUGACAUGAGAGCAGAGGUUGGACUUCUCACACGAAAUAUUGUUAUCAAGGGGGAAAUGGAAGCCUCCUGUUAUGGUCAUAACUAUUGCCAGUUCUUCAAUUAUGACACCUUUGGGGGCCAAAUUAAGAUACAAAGGCAUUUUACCUCAGUUCACCUGUCGGGGGUAGAGAUCACCAACAUGGGGCAGCAGAUAUUAGGAAGUUACCCAGUGCAUUUUCACAUGGCUGGAGCUGUGGAUGAAGAAGGUGGAUACAACCCCGCCACCUACAUUGAUAAUCUUGCCAUCCACCACUGCUUUUCCAGAUGUGUUGCUAUCCAUGGAACUCAUGGUCUUCUGAUAAGAGAUACAAUAGGCUAUGACACACUUGGCCACUGCUUCUUCCUGGAAGACGGGGUGGAGCAAAGGAACACCUUCUAUCAUAAUCUUGGACUGGUCACAAAGGCUGGCACUAUCCUGCCUACUGAUCGCAAUGAGGCCAUGUGUCUGGCAAUGCGAGAAAAUGUUCAUGGGGGUUAUAUCCCUGUGCCUAGUGCAGAGUGCAUGGCUGUCAGUACAUUUUGGAUCUCAAACCCUAAUAACAACUUGAUUGGGAACGCUGCAGGUGGAGCUCAGGAUGUUGGGAUAUGGUUCAUAUUUCAUCGAGUACCAUCUGGACUUUCAGAGGGCCAGUAUCCAGAAGGGCAUUCAGAAUUUACUCCUCUGGGGAUAUUCCUCAAUAACAGAGUACAUUCCAACUUUAAGGCUGGUUUAUUUAUUGGCAAAGGUGUAAAGACAACAGUGGCGAGUGCAGAAAACCCUAGGGAAUAUUUAACAGUAGACAAUGCUCGCUUCCGUCCUCACCAAGAUUCAGACCCAGCCAAGCCCCGAGUGCCCGCUCUUAUUGAUAGACUCAUAGCCUUCAAGAAUAAUGAUCAUGGUGCAUGGGCCAGGGGUGGUGAUAUCAUCUUCAGGAACUCAGGGUUUUCAGACAAUGGAAUUGGACUCACACUAGCCAGUGACGGAACAUUUCCAACUGAUGAAGGAUCAAGUCUGGAGAUCACAGAUUCCAUCUUUGUAGGUGAAAGUGACAAUGUAGGCUCACAUGGUGGACAGAACAGCUACUGGGGUCGUGGAGGGUCAGGUGAACUGAGGUCGCUGCCCCGGAACAAGACAUUCCCCAUUCGUGGAUUUCAGAUAUACGAUGGGCCAGUCCGACUUCUGCGAUGCACGUUCAAAAAAUUUGUCCCAACUGCAGAGCGACCUUCCAGUGCAAUUGGAUUUUCCUUAAAGAAUUCCUGGCAAAUCACCCCUCAGAAUAACAUUUCUCAGGUCAAGAUGGAGAGAAGCGUUGGCCGCAAAGUAUUCUUUGGUCGCCCGGGGCAGUGGUUUGGAUCCAAUGACUAUGAUGGGGACAAAGCUUCAAUUUUUCAUGACUUGGACGGCUCAAUCACCGGCUAUCCUGACACUUUUGUUGGACGAGCAAAUAACUACCUUUUGCGCCAUCCAGGAUGUCUUACUGUGCCACAAUGGAACGGGGUCAUAUGCACUGGCAGAUAUGCACAGCUCUAUAUCCAGGCCAGGCGCCCUGAGAACCUGACUAUAUUGGUAGCCAGGGCUGCUUAUCCUUCACAUCCAUUGAGACUGGUGGGUGUUAAUAAGGGAGCACCAUAUCAGCAGUACCAACCAGUGGUGAUGCUACAGCAGGCCUAUACCAUCCGAUGGGAGGGACAAUCACCGCGGGAAAUCAUAUUGUAUCCAAUCAACUUUAACAGAGGAGAUUGGCUGCAGAUUGCUUUGUGCUACCCAAAAAGUGCAGUAUUCCAAGUUACAGCAGAUAUCUAUGAUCGUAACACUGGACGCUUACACAGUGUACGCCAUUAUUCCAUGGCAUCCUCCAUUCAUCAAGCCCUGAAUGCAUCAGCAAAUAGACUGUAUCACUUCAGUAAGGAGUCUGGAUAUCUCUUCCUUCACCUUCAAGCUCAUGAGUCUCGAAUUGGGCACAGCUACUGUUCUCAGCAUGGCUGUGAGAGAAUUAAGAUCACUGCCCAUUUUCCACCAGAUCAUCACACAGAGUGCACACAUAAAAUAUUCCCCGACAGAGCCAACAAUAUUCGGUUUACCAAGUUACUUGUGUCCCAACGACUAGCCUUGCCUUGUAGGCAAUGUGGAGCCCCGCAGAUUGCGAUCACCAGCAGCCUAUCUGUUAAAUACACAAAGAUACAGGUGCAGUCUGUACGCCGAGAGGAUGUUUUAAAUGGAAUACAAACCGCCUUCAUCAAGGUUGAUGAGGAACUUUUCCUGUUUAAAAGGAGAGGUCUUUUCUUCUUGGUGCUCGAUGCCUGUUCAGGGACCGUUGUUAGCAAAAGACAGUUUGAAAUGAUCAAUGAUGUAUUCACAACAAAAGCAAUUUCAAGUUACAUUCAAGUAUCAAUGAAACAGAGAUCAGUGGUUCUCAUUUGCUCUAGAGAUAUUUUGGAUACUCCACCAGGUUCUGAAAUGUCUGUUUUUACCAAACUUGGAUCUGCAAAACCUAUAGUGCUUUAUGAAAAAGGUAGCUUUGCCAUGGUGGGAUAUAAAGGGCUAUCUACCCCAUCUUGGAUUAAAAUCAUUAAUAGCAGUCCGGAUAAAAGAGCGGCAUCCAUACAACUUUACUUGCCACUGAUGUUGACUGAAUACAGAUGUCCAACUCCAAAAACUUAGGGAUAAAAAGACUAUUGAGCUGGUGUCCUUCUUCAUCAUGAGUAUCUGUUCUUCUCACAACUCCAAUUCUUGUUAGUUCCUGAAAAUGUUCUGACCUAUAGAAGAGACAUUAUUAUGCCUUUUUUAUACUGUCAUGUGUUUAUAUUUUCCAGUAAAUAAAUGUUUUUCUUGAUAUAA
Molecule: messenger RNA, 5242 nt
Organism: Hyla sarda
Lineage: Eukaryota; Metazoa; Chordata; Amphibia; Anura; Hylidae
Product: cell surface hyaluronidase-like
Exons: 25
Coding region: 371-5065 (1564 amino acids)
Source: RefSeq, a predicted model, not a curated record